AAAGUAUAUGUACGACACGUAUCAAAAAUCGGUUUGAGGUUAAAUAGUCGGUACACAAAUAAUUGUGCAAAUCAUUUCAAUUUUCAAAGUCAAUUUUGAAAAUAAGUGUUCAACGAAGUGAUUAUAGUAGGUUUAAGUUGUUUUAAGAAAUAAAAAAUGAGUUCAAUAGGGACUGGGUAUGACCUUUCAGCAUCUCAGUUUUCUCCUGACGGAAGAGUUUUCCAAGUAGAAUAUGCUGUGAAAGCAGUAGAAAAUAGCGGCACUGUUAUAGCUCUCAGAGGAAAAGAUGGUGUAGUGUUUGCUGUAGAAAAGUUAGUCACUUCAAAAUUAUAUGAACCUGGAGCAAAUAGAAGGAUUUUUACAAUUGAUCAACAUGUUGGAAUGGGUGUUUGUGGUUUAAUUGCUGAUGCUCGACAAAUUGUGGAUAUUGCCAGACGAGAGGCUGCAAAUUAUAAGUCCCAGUUUGGAGUGAAAAUUCCUAUAAAAUUCUUAAAUGACAGAGUCAGCAUGUACAUGCAUGCCUAUACUCUGUACAGUGCAGUAAGGCCUUAUGGAUGCAGUGUGGUAUUAGGAAGCUAUGAUCCUGAGGAUGGUUCAUCAUUAUACAUGAUUGAUCCAUCAGGAGUUUCAUAUGGUUAUUAUGGAUGUGCUAUAGGUAAAGCUAAACAAUCAGCUAAAACUGAAAUAGAAAAAUUGAAAUUAACUAAUAUGAAUACAAAGGAACUAGUUAAAGAAGCAGCUAGAAUAAUAUAUUUAGUUCAUGAUGAAUUAAAAGACAAAAACUUCGAACUUGAGCUUUCUUGGGUAAGCAAAGAUACAAAUGGUCUUCAUGAACGUGUACCAGAACAUGUUUUCCUCGAAGCUGAAAAGUCAGCUAAACAGGCAAUGGAAGCAGAUUCAGAUUCAGAUACAGAAGAUAUGUAAUUAAUUGAAGUGUUAGGUAUUUUUUUAAAGCCAUUUAUUAAAAAAUAUUUCAUAAG
Molecule: messenger RNA, 980 nt
Organism: Agrilus planipennis (emerald ash borer)
Lineage: Eukaryota; Metazoa; Arthropoda; Insecta; Coleoptera; Buprestidae
Gene: Prosalpha7
Product: proteasome subunit alpha type-3
Exons: 5
Coding region: 157-924 (255 amino acids)
Biological process (GO): ubiquitin-dependent protein catabolic process
Cellular component (GO): proteasome core complex, alpha-subunit complex; proteasome core complex; synapse
Source: RefSeq, a predicted model, not a curated record